Molecule: messenger RNA, 6113 nt
Organism: Bombus huntii
Lineage: Eukaryota; Metazoa; Arthropoda; Insecta; Hymenoptera; Apidae
Gene: btn
Product: homeobox protein ceh-2-like
Exons: 4
Biological process (GO): positive regulation of transcription by RNA polymerase II
Cellular component (GO): nucleus
Molecular function (GO): DNA-binding transcription factor activity, RNA polymerase II-specific; RNA polymerase II cis-regulatory region sequence-specific DNA binding
Source: RefSeq, a predicted model, not a curated record
GAAACGUAAUGACAGGCGACGUACCAUGACCACUUAUACUUUUGUCCACGGGAUAAUCAUACGUUUUACGAUAUUAUACUUAUUCCUUAACUACAGAUAAUAACAACAUAAUGCACAAUAAUACGGUUGAAGAUUUAUGCCUUUGAUCGUUCUAAACUUGACCGUGAAUGGCCGAAUUUCUUGACCGAAUAAAUUAAUAAUAAAAGUAUUUAUGACCACUUUUAUAUCGUCAAAGUUCAUAGACAGGAAUGCGAUUCGAUAGAAAUGUUACUCAAAGCAAACAAACUGCUAGCUUUUAACAUGCCUGCCUUUUAUCUCAUAUAUUCUCAUAGUACUUCUCGUGCUUGAGGGCGGAUUUUUCCUUUUUUUUUUUUUUUUGCAGGGAACGUAAGUAUGGUCUUCAAGUAGGAAUGUAAUUCUUUUAUUUCGGUCCUUCGUAUUGCUUAAAUUAUUUAAUCUCUUUAUCAUUCGUCGAUAUCAGGAAUCGAUCAUUUCUUGUAAAAUAAUACAAAUUUUGGCUAGAAAUAACAAAUAUGUUGGAUUUCUCACUUUGCAAAUGAAUGCCAACGAAAUUUCAAAGUUUCGCCUAAUGCGUAUUAUAUAUUUGUAAAAAGAUUCCGUGGUAAGGAUUUGAAUACUUUCGUGAGCCAUUCAGUCACUCGAAUACGUAGGUGUCUAUUAAACGCUUAAUUCUCUACAACGAUAUUUCGGUUCCAUUGCAACCAGUGCUGCCUAAUUUCUAACUUGGUGAUAUCGUGUGAGUAUUCUUCACGGUUAAUGAGAAAUCCAGGCAAUAACUACGGAUUUAUAACCAACAAAAUUUCAACCCACCUCAUCCAAAGGUUUUAUGAGCAACUUAUCGUCGAAGAUGAAGUGGCAUAUGUUAUCUAUCGUAAGAAGAUUUUAACACGAUGAUGAACAUAUAUUAUAAAUAUAUAUUUGAUGAUAAAUAAAUUAAGGGACAAGUAUAAUUUUAACGAUUACGCGAUAUUAAUAUAUUUUAUCACACGUUAUAAAUUCGUACGACGAUAUAACAAAUUGAUAAAAAUUGCUAGAUAUCAUAUGAUUCUGAAAUUAUCAUUAUAAAAUAUUUAUAAUUAAUAAUUUUAAAAUAUUUACAAUAAAGGAUUUAUUAUCAUAUAUUUGCUUCCCACUUGCUAGCUUAUAUUAAUCGAUCUGUGAAGGUUUUUUGAAACAAAUAUUGAUAACAAAUGAAACAUCAUAUCACAUUGUAUGAUAAAAGAAUUGAAAGAAGAAAUUGUGAAAUGAAAUUUCUCAAGAGUCAAAUAUACUUAUACAUGUUAUAAUACACAUAUACUUAUAAUUUUUAUACUGUAUAUAAUCCGACAAUUAAACAUUAUUUCUACGUACGUCAUUAUUUCUAUAAAUUCGAUAUAAUAUUAUAAUUAUCAUUGUAUCGUAAUAAGUUACGCGAAACUAAUAAUUCAAUACACAACGUACAAUACAAAAAGUAUUGUCACGUAUCCUUGUUUUCCAAUGAAGCAGCGUUCUUUCUAUCGUUCGUUCUAUCGCACAUUUCGUUUUCAUAGUAUCGAAUUUUUACUCAUUUAAUAGUACUACUAAAUGGCGCGAAAUUCAACAAUGAAACGACGCCAAUUAAUUAAUUGAUAUGUAAACCAAUUUUUGUUAGCCAAGUAUUCCAAAUUCGUGUUUUCAAAUUAUAGCAGCUCGAUGAUUACUAUUCCUAUGUCGGUUUCCGCAGACUGCCUGGCACCUGAACAUUUAGCAGUUUCUCGAGUUACACGGAACUCCUUUUUCUGUCAAGCGGAUGUUAGAAAUGUACGAACACAGGCAUACGUGACUCGAUAUAAAUAACUUGAAAAAGAAAAGCAAACAGUGGCGAUGAUUAAUGGGAUCAUCGUAGUCGACCCCUGAAAAGAGAACCUAACACUCUCGAAAAUACGUAGAACGAAGAUUGCCACCAAAUUUCAUCGUCGCUAUUCUUUCUCUCGUGUUUUCUUAGGUGGAUCCUGAAUUGACUUAUAUGCUCACUGACGCAGUAAUGUUUGAGGUACUUGCGAUGAAAUUUUCAUAACGAAGAAGUAGACAAAAUAUCUUUACAUUGGUAUGUCUUGUUAAAAAUGCGAAGAACUUUUGUCAUAUAUGUAAUUAUUGAAAAUAUAAAAUAUGUAAUUAUCGAAAAUAAAAGUUUCCAAUAUGAUGUCACUUCGUUUUCGAGAAAAUCGAAUUUCAAGAUUUAUCAAAUAUAUUUUUAACCUGACUAAUUACCGACUAAGUACGAAUAAGAGAGUAUUCGCAUAAACAUCCGCAGUCUAUUUAUUAUAAAUUAUAGACAUCAUUUAUACGUCUGUAUUAAAAAAAAAAAAAACAUUUUGACGAUUAGUAACGAAGCAAUAUUUAUUGCAAAGUAUUUUAUCGCAUAUUAUCUCCUCAAAAGCGCAGCACUUUUAUGAUCUAAACGCGUAUUUUCGCAACCAGGUAUUCAAAAGUAAAAUUACCGUAGAAUUUAUCCUAGUGGAAAUUGAAUUUUCCGAAUGAAGAUCCCUAAAGAUCUCCUAUUAAGAGAUUCUGGGAAGAAGUAGCUUUUACAUCUAAACGGAAGAUUUUUAUUCUACGCUUAUACCAAUAUACAACGUGCAAUAAUUUUUAUGAAAAAAAAAGCUGAGGAUAUUAAUCAUAAAAUAUAAAAAAAUUUGCGGAAACGAUGUUACGAAUAAUGAUUAUUGCACUUUGGUUACUCAGAAUGGUGUAAAGUAUUGUUUUGCAAAACGGUGUUUCCGAUGCUCUGAGAAAGAAAGACGAUUAAAGGCAAUCUCCUUCGUGGAGGGACUUAUGUCCGUCAAAUUUAUUUUUUAAUUUAUAAUCUUAACUAUAAAUAAAAAAAUCAAUAAACAUAAUUUUCUAUCGAAUGAGAAGUUUUUUAGAAAAACAUUAUCGUCGAAGUACUGAAUAACUUUCAUUCAAAUUUCAUAUUAGUUUGUCAGUCAUUUGAAGCAAAAGUUGUACUAUUCGUAGUGAUGAAACAUAAACAUCAAAGCCAAAGACCUAAUCCAAAACGAAAUAACAUUUUCCCCGCCGAAAAGUACUACGUGCGAUCUAAAUGCUAUUACGAGCGACCGAAAUAAAUUUCCCUCGUCUAUAAGGUUUAUCUGGAAUGAGAAAGAUUUUCUGGUCACGUAUAAUUAUUAUUUGUAACCAAAAACAUUUUGGUCGAAAACAUAAUUCUUAUUCUAUAGCUCUUUUUUUAUUUUGGUUAUAACAGUCAUAGUGUCUGAUUUCUUCGUAUUGUUUGUAGUACUAUUAUUACCAUUAAUUAUAGAAGAUGUUUAAAAGGGAGAUCUGCGUCUUGAAGAAGUUACAGUAGUCACCGAGAGGGCUAAAAAAUGCGUAAUCAACAGAAGUCAUAAAAACAUAGUUAACGCCCAAAGUAGUCUAUAUCUUGUAAGUACUGGCCACUUGGUUCUCUCUUGUUGAUCAAGAUCUGUUCGGAUUGGUUGGACUUGACAGAGCUGUACGAGAAGAUUUGUCUGUCCUUUCAGCCCUACUCCAGCCCCACAUCUCGUAUUCUCCAACUGCACAUCUAUUCUGAUUUCCGCUAGCCUGUCGCAGCGUGGCCGUGUGUGCUUGUUUGACAUUUACAAGUUAGUGCUAAUACAAUUCACAAGUAGCGGGUGAUCUUACAACAACUUUGGCAGUAAGAUUUGUUUCGAGAUUCUUGUCUCUUUCGAUCAGUUCCUCGAGUGAUUAAUUGUUUAAUCAGUGCAUUUACGUGAUUCGUUUGAAAAGAUUAAAGCUUUCACACUACCUGUUAGUCAUUUAUUUUCGACACCUGUGACAGCUGUCCAAUUAAUAAUUACAUUUGCCAUUUAUCAGGUAAGCGUUACAAUAUUUUUACUCGAUACACGUAAAUGAUAGUUUUAUCUUCAUUUUAUUUUUCCGAUUAUUUUGUUAAUUGUAUAACGUGGUAAAAAAAAAAAAAAAAAAAAGAGGUGAAUGACUCGAAGAACUUGUAGCACUCGCUGAGAGGAGUAAAUAAUGUCUAAUUAGCAUAAUUGGUAGAAACAAUCCUGCAACAUAAACUUUUAUUAUUUACGACCAAUCGAUAUCGUAAGUGAGCCUUUCCCUAAUUUGAAAAGUUUUUUUUCAAAAUGUGAUCUAUCUAUCCAGGGAUCUAUGAUCUCUAGAUAUGAGUUUUGUAUAAAAAAUGGGAAAAACCAUGCAUCUAUUAUAACAAAUAUGAACAACUUUGAAACAAAGCAAUCUUCAUUAAUAUCGGUAAUAAUUAGCCUGUGGAUUUUAUGCAUAUUUCGCAAUCUGAUGCAAAACCGCGCAAACUGUAUAUAUAAUUUGCAAAAAUAUAUGAUAUACCUACAGCAGAAUACUGUCAUAAUUUUGUAAUAGGUAAAACUUUUCACGUCUAAUAAUAAGUUUGAUAAUCUUGCGUUGACAAUCUCUACAUUAACGUAUUACGAAGAAAUUCACUUACGACGUCGAAAAAUUGAUUUUAUGUCGAAAGGACUACUAGGACCUAUAUUGAUCGGACAUAUUUUGAUUGUAUCUUUUUUUUAACGAUCUGUAUAUCUAACAAUGAGAUCCGCAGGCCCACCGUUCACGCAGCGGCGCUUCAUAAAGGCGUAAACGCAGUCUAUCAGACGCGACGAUACGUCUAACGCCGACGUUCAUACGAAGCGUACGGUAUGAUACAUUUUGUCUGGCAAAAUGCGAAGCGACGAGGAAGACGCGUUUAUCCUACAUCGGCAGAUUCGUUUAUAACCGCAACCUGUCGCAUCGUACACGUACUGACAAUGUUAACGCCAGUCGUCACGAUGAAAACGCGUAACGACAAAGACGAGUCGCUACUGUUUCAUGGACAGGUGCACAUUACUUUACAAUUUACAAUGACCGCUACAUGCAAGCGUAUUGUUAACAUUAACGCGUCUAAUGCGCUUUCUAUGAAGCGACGCUUCGUGGACACAGUGGGUCUUAAGCCGAAUUUAUACUGUUUCACUUGGAAGGAACACGGCGGAUGAACGCUGCUUUCAUUCUUCUUCCAUCCGUGUAUAAAUGUGUUCGUGUGUUCAGGUGUUCCAUACACGGAUCAAAGCAGCGUUCAUCCGCCGUGUUCCUUCAAAGCGAAACAGUGUAAAUUCGGCUUUAGUCUCUCAGAUAUUACGUUUUAAUACCUUUCGUCCCUACGAUGAAAUCGUCUAAUAAGCGAGAAUAAAAUUUUCCUUAUUUUAGAUGAGAUGUCUUGGUUAGAAAAUAUAGCUUCGACAGACCAACAAUAUUCCGAAAAUGUUUUCGAUAUCCCGUCAAUGCCCCUGACGCCGACUUCUUCUCAGAUGAACGUUCAGAGCCCUUGUUUUCCUGGAAACCGGGAUCCCCCGUUGAAUCACGGAUAUCUUUGGAAUAACUUUUCCAAUCCUUGCAAUAUUUCAACGUCAGUUAACACGUUGAAUGAUCGUGGAUUGUCACCGUUUCAUAGCGCAAAUAUCCAGCAUUCCAAUAGUAAUCGAAAUUAUCGAAUAUACAGGUACAGAUAAAAAUGGGAGCAAUAUUCGCAGCAAAACUCCACUAUCGAUGAAGAGGAUAUAGUUGACGAGUCGAGAGAAAGAAUAAACAUAAAUUCCACAGAGCAAUCUUUAGAUUUUAUUUGUGAGAGAGCUCAAGAUCGUCAAAUCUCCACGACUACAACGGUAUUUCGCGCUUGGGAAAUUCCGGUGUAUCAGAACACUGGGCAAAACACUGAAAAUGGGCUGAAAUGUCGUUCGUGGCAAGAGUCACGGUAUUCGAUUGGCUUGAGCAACAAUUCCUUUGACAAUGAAGCGUGUUCUGUAGAACAAGGUGGUAAGAUACUUUCACACGAUAUUAUCAUUCUUUAUGUUUCAGAGACAAAUAAACGAUUGACCAGCGACAGACCUCGCAAAGAAAGGACUGCAUUUACAAAACACCAAAUCCGCCACCUUGAAUAUGAAUUUGCCCAUAGUAAUUAUCUGACACGUUUACGUCGCUAUGAAAUAGCAGUUGCUCUCGAUCUAACAGAACGUCAGGUAAAGGUAUGGUUUCAAAAUAGACGUAUGAAGUGGAAGAGAACAAAAGCAGGAUUAGGAAGCGGAUCAGAAAAAUUUUGA